UCUAUAAAUCUACAACCUUCUUCAACCUCUAUUUGCUCAUCGAACGCCCUCUGAAGAAGAAGAAGAAGAAGAAGAAGCAGAAGCAGAGCGAGCGAUGGGUUCGGAAGCGGUGAGGAACAAGAAGGUAGUGCUGAAGCAGUACGUGGAGGCCGGACGCAGCCCCAGGGAGAGCGACGUGGAGGUCGUGGCGACGGAGACCGUCGCUCUGGCGAUUCCCGAGGGCUCUCCGCCGGCGAUCCUCGUUAAGAAUCUCUACCUCUCCUGCGAUCCCUACAUGCGCGGCCGCAUGACCAAGCACGACACGCCUAGCUACAUCCCCGACUUCACUCCCGGCUCUGUGAUUACUGGCUUGGGAGUGAGUAGAGUGGUGGAAUCCACGCAUCCCGAUUUCAUAGUCGGUGAUCUGAUUUGGGGCAUUACCGGAUGGGAAGAGUACACUCUCCUCGUCUCUAAUUUGGGGAGUUUCUUCAAGAUCAGAUACACGGACUUGCCCCUUUCUUACUAUACCGGUCUUUUAGGCAUGCCUGGCUUUACAGCUUAUGCUGGAUUUUCUCAAGUCGCACAGCCGAAGAAAGGCGAACGGGUCUUUGUUUCUUCUGCCUCAGGUGCCGUUGGCCAACUUGUUGGGCAAUUAGCCAAACGCAUGGAUUGCUACGUGGUUGGGAGUGCUGGGUCUGAUGAAAAGGUGGACCUAUUGAAGAACAAGUUUGGUUUUGACGAAGCUUUCAAUUAUAAGCAAGAAACUGAUCUAGAUGCAGCCUUAAAGAGGUGCUUGCCCGAAGGGAUCGACAUUUAUUUCGAGAACGUAGGAGGCCGGAUGCUCGAUGCGGUUCUUCCCAACAUGCGAGCCUAUGGUCGAAUCCCUGUGUGUGGGAUGAUAUCUCAGUUAAACCUGGAGAAGCCUGAUCCUGUGCACAACCUGUUUUGUCUCCUCAUUAAACAGGUCAGGAUGCAAGGGUUCUUGGUGUCCGAAUUUUAUCACCUCUACCGAGAGUUUGAGGACGAGGUGGUGCAGCUGAUAAGGGAAGGGAAGAUCACAUACGUCGAGGAUGUCGCUGAAGGACUCGAGAAUGCUCCGGCGGCUCUAGUGGGCCUCUUCUCCGGUCGCAACGUCGGGAAACAGUUGGUGGUGAUUGCCCGGGAGUGAAUCACUGUCUUUCAAACCUUGUCGUGUAUGCAAUAAGAGUCAUAUUUUAAUAAUAUCAUAAUGGAGUUUUAUGCGUAA
Messenger RNA from Zingiber officinale, 1225 nucleotides. RefSeq names its product 2-alkenal reductase (NADP(+)-dependent)-like. Lineage: Eukaryota; Viridiplantae; Streptophyta; Magnoliopsida; Zingiberales; Zingiberaceae. The transcript is spliced from 5 exons. Bases 95 to 1147 code for a protein of 350 amino acids. Gene Ontology annotation, molecular function: 2-alkenal reductase [NAD(P)H] activity. The record is from RefSeq and is a predicted model, not a curated record.